AUGGGCAUCAAGGGCCACGUGCUCUAUGUGUGGUUGGAGGCCACGGAGGACCUCCCAAGUGGCGACGGCUCCAAGUACGGCAGCAGCGUCAUGCGUGAGUGGGCACUGGACCUGUGGCGGAACAGCAUUCCCUACGUAAGUGGAUCUGCAAAAGUGUUUCGUUUCUUCAUCUUAUCCACCGGCUGGAAGGGGCGCACGCUCACCGACUGCACCCGCCGCGGGGCUGCCGCGGCCACCAUGGCAACCUUCGACGCGGCCGCCUCCGGUCCGGACGCGGCGACCGACCUCCGCCUCUCCGCACACCAGUACAACCAGCUCCUCCACCUGCUCGCCUCCGCGGACGGCACCGUCUUCCCCGUCCACCCGGCCGCCGCCGCGCGCCGCGUGUUCGCCGGCAUGCUGGAGGCCAGGGCGCCCCCGUCCGAGGCCACCAUCACCUCGCUCGCCUGCGUCGUCGCUGCAGACGCCGAGGGCGCCUACGAAGCCUUCAGGCUCGUCCUCCACGCGGCAGAACGCAGGCCUCCAUGCUGGGCUGAGGAGGAGAAGAAGGGGAAGAAGGGGGGCACAUCAGAGGUGUCGGUCGAGCGCGCCGUCGAGGACGUUGAUGACGGCAGCACAUGCGAGGCCGGGGAGGAGAUCAUGGUUGAUGCUUUACCGCCUGAAGUUGUUGACCUGGAACAAGAGGGUAAGGUGGAUGUGAGAGCGGAAGCGCAUGCCGUGGUGCAGGAUGUGGUGUCCGAAGCACCUGAGGUGCCGGAACCAGAGGUGAAGAGUGAGGAGGCGGUGGUCCGGGACACAACCAAGGUGCAUCCUACGCAUCAACCAGAGACGAAGGCCGAUGAGGUGCUGGUCAGGGAUACGGACACAACUGUUGUGGUGCAGGAACCUGAAGCAAAGGGUGAGGUGUCAUGGUCUCGUGAGGCAGCUGGUGCGCAGACUAUAGAGGCGGGCUACUUUUGUUGCUGGUGGUACGGGGGCAGGCAGUGGCGGUGGCUGCUGCUUAGAUGUCUUUGCUGGUUCAGAGAGAUAGAUGGAGGAUUAAAUAUAGCAGCGCUUGUGCUUUUAUCAUUCCGUCAAGUAUUCACACUGCUGGAACCAUACGUGUACAACUGGAAACAUAUUUUACCGAGUUAAGAGAAAAUGAUGCCAGGAGGUGUCAGCAGCAGCGGUGGCUCGGAGCACAGGCGAGGGCGUUUUAGAGACACAUUAGUAUUUUUUGAUAGAGACUACUGGUAGUUAGAAUGAUUUCACUGUCGAGGCGAUCCUUACACAUUCAUCAAUAUUUAAUAACAACAGUGAAUUUAUCUCUAUAUAUCUGCCUUCUUACCUUUUGGGAGCUUGGACUUGCUCUGUAUGAUAUUACAGGGCUUGAAU
Messenger RNA from Triticum dicoccoides, 1374 nucleotides. RefSeq lists its product as uncharacterized. The transcript has 5 exons. The coding region runs from base 1 to 1134 and encodes 377 amino acids. Gene Ontology annotation, molecular function: protein binding. The record is from RefSeq and is a predicted model, not a curated record. Lineage: Eukaryota; Viridiplantae; Streptophyta; Magnoliopsida; Poales; Poaceae.